Molecule: messenger RNA, 1371 nt
Organism: Amblyraja radiata (thorny skate)
Lineage: Eukaryota; Metazoa; Chordata; Chondrichthyes; Rajiformes; Rajidae
Product: C-C motif chemokine 21b-like
Exons: 5
Coding region: 108-452 (114 amino acids)
Biological process (GO): immune response
Cellular component (GO): extracellular region
Molecular function (GO): chemokine activity
Source: RefSeq, a predicted model, not a curated record
AGGCUAUAAAGGGAAAGAUUCACCUGUGCUUGUUCACGAGCGAAGAGAAGGGAGAGCAGGAAUCACACCUUCAUACACCAGUUGUAGAGAGCUGACACUGAGGCGAGAUGAAGAUCCUGUUACUUACCCUGGUGCUGAUGGCAGCCUGCAUUGACUGGAGCUCUGCCCAGGCACAUUCCUUUGAAGAUUGCUGCCUGACGUACACCAGGGUGAAAAACCCACGGAGGGUUCAGAGAAACAUGCUCCGCUACCAGGUGCAGCACACAGGUGGAGGCUGCAACCUGCACGCAGUAAUCCUGGAGUUGCCGUGCGCCACCAUCUGUGUCAACCCCGCGGACAAGUGGGUCAAAAACCUCAUCGGUUCAUCGAAAAAGGGCCAGUUUAAGAAGAAUGAAACUAGGAGAAAAUGGAAGAGGGAUCCCAAGCGCUGCAAGAAGCAGCAACGGAAGUAAUGGAUGGACAUGAGCAGCAAGGAGGUUGGAUGGUGAUCUAUGACAAUCCCUCCAUGCUGCCAACACGACCUUGGAAGAAAGUUCCAAGCGCAUUCUCUGAGUCUAUACUGAGAGGCGAUCAACGUCUACACUCGCUCAUACAUAACCACAAGAUCCCUGGCUGCAAAGGACAAUGGACAAUGGAAGAGAGAGCCGUACUCUCUGGAAGAGAAUGGAGGGGAAGAUCAGGACUGGGAAAUCAUCUUGUGUGGGAAGGAACUGGUUCACAUCGAAGAUAGACACAAAAUGCUGGAGUAACUCAGCGGGACAGGCAGCGUCUCUGGAGAGAAGGAAUGGGUGAUGUUUCGGGUCGAGACCCUUCUUCCGACCUCACCAGAGAUGCUGCCUGUCCCGCUGAGUUACACUGGCAUUUUGUGUCCAGAAUACCGUAUUGUCAGACAUAGCUUGGCCAGGGAAUAAUUUACACACUUAGAUCAUCACUGUUAAAUCAGCAACUCAUGUCAUCGUACAACUCUACAGACAGCUCCACUUUGAUCUCUUGGCUACGUUAGUCAGUGUGUGCAGUGCCCUACUUUUUAACUUUUGGGACGGGUUUACCAUUUUAUAAUGUACUCUUCUUAAGUUAGCACAUUUCAAACUGAUGUGUGUGAGGAAUUGCAGUGGGCAUAUCUCCCAGUAUUACGGGCACAGGAUGGAAUAUUGCAUCAGGGACAAGACAUUCAUCCCACAUGUUUCUGCAUUGUUCAGUACGCUGGGCCAUGCUCCAUAUUUUGUCUGCAACAUUUUUAGUGUAGUUUACGUACUACAAUAGUUUAUUGAUUCUGAUGGUUUGACGCAGCUUAUUGCAGAGUACGCCUAUAUAUAAUUAAACGCAUUCUUGAGAUUUUUUUCUGCGAUCCAAUAAACGUCCAUCAGUUCA